Molecule: messenger RNA, 1789 nt
Organism: Hippocampus zosterae (dwarf seahorse)
Lineage: Eukaryota; Metazoa; Chordata; Actinopteri; Syngnathiformes; Syngnathidae
Gene: srpx2
Product: sushi-repeat containing protein X-linked 2
Exons: 10
Coding region: 418-1773 (451 amino acids)
Source: RefSeq, a predicted model, not a curated record
UGUCAGAUAAUCGCUCGAAUAACAAUUAAAAAUUCAGUAAAUUACUGUGUGAACAUGUAUAUUUCAGAAUUAACCCACAAAUAACACUUUAAUGAUUCCAAGAAUCACUUUUUAUCUUUCAUCGACGCGCCGUAACGUCAUUGAGUGACAAGAGACAACAGGGCCCCCUAGUGGCUUAAUACUCGCCACUGAAGCGAGAAGCUAUUGGGUUGAGCGCUGCUGAGACAAGACAAAAAACUUUCCCACUGGAAAGAAAUCACUAGGUGCUUUUUAAAAGUCGUUGUAGUGUCAUUUUUCAAAGUUUUGUGGAGUGUGCCAUUGGUGAGAGUCCGACUUGGGACGCCAACGAGAAGCUGCGCACUAGUUUUUCUCUCCCAGUAGUGUCAUCAUUUUUUUUAACCGACCAGAGGUUUGACCAUGACCCGUGUCCCGGUGCUCUUUUUGUUCUUGUUGUAUCUCACAGCUGUGUGUGGAACCACAGAGGAUGGCGGCUAUGAUGACGUUGCCCAGGAAGAUGACGAUCUUCCAGACUACACCAAACUUCAUUGGUGUCGUUCCCCCCGUCUCGUCAAUGGGGAGAUAUCCUGCCACUCCCCACACGGCCGAGCGUAUCGGACCACCCAGGGCACCCGCUGCAACAUGAGCUGUGACCGAGGCUAUCGCCUGAUUGGCCGGAGCUCCAUCCAGUGUCUCGCCAACCGCCGCUGGUCGGGAACCGCCGUCUGCCGCAAGAUGCGAUGCAGUGUGUUGCCCCUCAUUCCGCACGGCAGCUACACAUGCACUCAGGGCUUCGUGGUGGACUCCAGGUGCGACUUCACCUGCACCCCCGGCCAUCGCAUCGAAGGGGAGCACACCCGCACGUGUCAGCACGGGGGGACGUGGAGUGGGGCACAGCCUAUUUGCUCAGAUACAGAACCUCCCAAAAUAAGGUGUCCGCUAUCCAGAAUCAGGGUGGCAGAACCUGGAAAACUGACUGCCAGAGUGACUUGGGAUGCACCAGUUGCUACGGACACGGCUGAUAAAAUGCUCGAUGUGAUCCUCGUGGGCCAGGAGCCCGGCAGUGAAUUUAAGGAGGGACCCAAUAUUAUUCGCUACAAAGUCUACGAUCAAGCCAGAAACCGAGCCGCCUGCAAGUUUAUUGUCCGUGUUGAAGUGAGAAGAUGCCCUUCACUGUCUCCACCUUUUCACGGUUCCCUCACCUGCUCAUCCGAUGUCACCAACCACGGCGCCGUGUGCGAAUACCACUGCGACGGCGGUUAUGAGCGCAGGGGCGUGUCCAGUCGGGUUUGCCAAUUCGACGGCAAUUGGAGUGAUGGGCCUGCGGAGUGCGUUCCGAUGGAGAUUGAGUCAGAUGUGAAAAGCGCGUCGGCUCUGCUACGUCAAUUUUUCGAAAAGAGGCGACUUCUCAUCCUGUCUGCGCCCGACAUCGCCGACCCGGAGUACCAGCUGCAGAAUAUCAUGAUACAAAAAGCAGACUGCGGCUUACAACUUCGCCAUGUGACACUGAUCGAGUUGCUGGGCUCACCGCCGAAUGAGACGGGACGCAUCAAGGACAAAAACUUGACCUCUGUAGUCGUUGAGGAAUUGAGGCUCACAUUCCGAAUCUCUGGGCAAUACUUCAGCAUGGUGCUGGUGGACAAGCUCGGGCUGGAUCGGGAGCGGUUCAUCAGCCCCAUAGCGUCGGAGGAACUCUUUUCCUACAUUGACAGCUUCUUGCUAGAUGAAGAGGAGAGGGAGAAGCUGGAGCUCCACAAUGAUUUCUGCGAGUCAUAAAAUAAUAAUAAUAAAA